CCCCACCACCCAUUAUUUCGUCGCACAACAACAAACUCCCCCUCCUAGGACCCGCGCACUCUUUGCUCAUCGUCGCAUUGCCAACUAUUUCUUGCACCUCGUUGUCGAACUGGAACACAACAUUUUGACGCGCUCCCUAUUCGACUUGCGACCGAGCUUAGAUUCCUCGACGCGCCGUCAUCACAACAACACAACAAACGCGCCUGAUUCUGCCCGCCACACGACUAUCCUGAUUGUCCCACGACAAUUGAGGACAUUGCCGUACGCGCAAACACCUCUGCAGCUACCGACACUUGCACAUCGUCAACAUGUUUUACUCGGAGACUCUCCUGUCGAAGACAGGCCCUCUGGCAAGAGUAUGGCUGUCUGCCAACUUGGAGCGCAAGCUCUCCAAAAACCACAUUCUACAAGCAAGUGUGAAAGACAGCGUUGAAGCUAUCGUUACGCCCAAUCAAGCGCCAAUGGCACUCCGUCUAAGUGGUCAACUCCUUCUCGGUGUCGUCAGAAUUUAUAGUCGCAAAGCGCGUUAUUUACUUGACGACUGUAAUGAGGCACUCAUGAAGAUCAAGAUGGCAUUCCGUCUUUCCGGAAAUAACGACAUGCCAACCGGCAUCCACAUGCCUUCUCGAGACGCGCUCAUGCUUCCAGAUGUACUUACUGAAGGCGACAACCUUGAGAUGCCUCCUUUGCCUGAUGCGUCAUUUCUUUUCUCUCAACUAGACGAUGACUCACAUCAACGGAAGCGCAGAGCAGGUAGUAGAGAUAUCAAUCUCCAAGAGGACUAUACUGGCAGUCAGUUUCUGCAAAACAGCAUCGAAAAUCAGAAUGACGAAGAUCUCGCACUGGAGCCCAUGGAUGACCUGGAUUUAGGGUUGGAUUUUGGAUUAGACCUUGAUGACUUUAACCCGAAGGCUGUUGACCGCAGCAUCGAAAUUGGACGAGAUGCCCCAGCCGCCCGCGCCCCGGAGGAUGACUUGUUGAGCGAAUUGGAUAUUCAAGUUCCCGCAAAGGAUAACUUCGACGCAGGAGAACGCGAUACAUCCCUCAACUUAGAUUUUGGCGGAGGAGACUUCGGGAUGGACGAAACUGUCCGGAUGGCCGAUGAUGAUGGAGAUGUCUUGAUGAACAUGGGAGAUGGACCCGAUGGAACCCUCGCCGCUGCUCCUCUUAUCCGUCCUGGAAGGAUCUCGGAAUCACCCCUCUCGGAUAUCGACGAAGCUUUGGCAGCCGAAGUUGAAGCUGAGCAUCGAGCAAACAUGACCUCGGCACUCUUUCAACCUGAGGAUGAACCUGAUGAGUCGACACUGAUCCUUAACCCUGCCCAACGUGCCAGAAAGCAAAAGCUCCUCCGACCUGAUGACGAGACCAUGAUCCCAAACCACCAGAUCAAGGAACAGCAAGAGCAACACGACAAGAUCCUUCGACCCCAGUCAUUCCUUCCACGCGACCCAGAACUCCUUGCGUUAAUUGAAAUGCAGAAGAACGGUGGUUUUGUUUCGCAUAUAAUGGGUGAGGGUCGGAGUGCGGGAUGGGCACCAGAACUCCGCGGCAUGUUGUCAUUAGCUGCAGUUCGAAGAAACGGUGAACUUAAACGUAAGCGCGACAGUGGUGUUGCUGAUUUGGAAAGCGGUGAUGACCAAGGUCCCCAUAAGUCACCACGUCUUGACCUAGGUGAAGAGGAUGACCUUGCGGCUGGGCUUGGAAGUGCAGGCUUGGACAAGGAGAACACGAUUCUUGCUGCAGAUGGAACGGUAAUUGAGAUGCCCGCCGAUGACGGAUUUAUGAUACCGCAGGAUGAGGAGCAUGAUCCAAGUGCUGGCCUCUCACCAGGCGCAAAUUUCGACGAGACCACCGCACCACUAGUACACCCUGCCGACAGCGGACCUGUCUCUCUUGGUACCAAGCAUGCAGUUCACCUACUACGCGAUAGAUUUGGCCCCGAAGCUGCUAACAGUCCCGACAAGCGCAAGAAGGCCAGUGUUCUCUUCCAGGAUCUCCUACCAGAGGCAACCACCAGCCGAGCAGAUGCUACCAAGAUGUUUUUCGAGGUGCUAGUUCUCGCUACCAAGGAUGCAGUCAAGGUUGAACAACAAGAAGCCCUUCUUGGGGGUCCAAUCCGUGUCCGAGGAAAGAGAGGUCUAUGGGGUGAUUGGGCUGAACGGGAAGCGGGCGGUGAGAUCGCAGAAGAGGAGCCAGCACCACACGCUGGUCUUGAGCGCUCGACAGCUGUUGCUGUCGCCGCAUGAGCUUCUUCCAACUUAAUAUUUCGAUCUACCUACACUUCCCUGUACAAGUACUGCAUAUGUUUAUGUCUCACUUACGAGGCCGGAAAAGACCCUGGGCGGCAGUGGCGCAGAGGCGUUCCCGGAUUUUUUUUUCAAGCUCCCUUCUAUUUCUGAACGGAGGAUAAUUGGGUCAGGGCAUUGACAUUGGCGUUUUUGUGUUCUUGGUUGGCUGGACGGGUUGGCAGCUGCGAAUUGAUGUCCCUUCAUUUCGGUAUUGGCUAGCGAUGGAUGAACAAAUGGAUAUGUGGGGAAGAAAUGAAGAGAGAAUAGAGAGAGGGAACAUAGACGAUGAUGACCUUUUUGAGGCGUGCUCGUUGGAUGCAUUUCUUGAUCUCAUAUCUUAGUUAGCCACUGCACAUUAUGCGAAAGGAACACAAAACGCUGUCAUGUUAUGACAGUGCGGGUUUGGAGAGUAAUGUGUCUUUUUGUGUAUGCCGUGUUUUGUGGUCUUCAUUGUCAAGAUGUACAUCGCUAUAUCGACUAAUCAACUAAGCUUAAGAUUGGUCGAGUCUUUUAAUCCAUCACACUCAUAAUACCCCCGCCAUUUUUACUUCGCCUACUGGGAUCGAAAUCUUCGCCAAGUGGCACAUAUCCAGAAGUCUACUUUAUGUAUCAGCCCCUUAUCUAUAUCUGCUUCCUUUCAAGUUUAGCAGUUGUUUUAAAUUAUCGUUAUCGUCUGAAGAUGAGCCUUCAAGUGACUAGUGACCUGACUGACUCAUCCGGUCACGACUCAUCUUUCAGAUGAGACGAUACGGCUCAGCCUCAUCCCCACGCUUCGGGAUGACUGCACUGCAUGCAUCUCCGCCUCGUACUAUCAACAAGUCAAGCCUCCACAUUGGGAGGCCAGUAUAGCUAAUCAAAUAAAUAUAAGUCAUGUCCUUGUUCGGGACAGGAACGAGUCUGGAUACUUUUUGAUCUUUUCUGUCUUUAUGACUAAAGAAGUCGAGUUUCUUGAACGUUCCAGCUGUACCGCAUAAUUCAAAAGCCAUCACGCGAUCGAGCUCUAGAAUUCAUAUGCGUUUCCAGACAUCUUACACUAAGAAACAACUUGCGAAGUACAGACGCAAAAGAGACUCGAAUUCCUCACAAUAUCAUGGCAUCAACUUCACACCCCCACCGCCAGAAAUUCACACUCACAUCCACCACCACCGCCCUCGCGCUCCUCCUUCCCCCCAACCUCUCCCCCGAACUCACCACCCUCCGCACCCUCCACGACCGCACAUCCCAAACCUGGCCCUCCCACCUCACCAUCCUCUACCCCUUCCUCCCUCUCUCCUCUCUCCCCUCCGCAAUGCCCCUCCUCCAAUCCGCACUCUCAUCUCUUCCUUACCACAAACUUAAAGUUGUGUUGGAUGAAGUAGGGGUUUUCAAACAUAGGAAGAACGCUACAGUGUAUUUGAAACCCGGGGAGGGUGGUGAGUCUGAGGGGACUUUGAAGGAGUUGAGGGGGUGUGUGGAGGGGCUGUUUGGUUUGAGAGAGG
Messenger RNA from Cadophora gregata, 3766 nucleotides. It is a transcript of the gene MCD1, whose product is annotated as sister chromatid cohesion protein 1. The record is from RefSeq and is a predicted model, not a curated record. Bases 309 to 2246 code for a protein of 645 amino acids. Gene Ontology annotation, biological process: replication-born double-strand break repair via sister chromatid exchange; synaptonemal complex assembly; mitotic sister chromatid cohesion. NCBI's taxonomy places the organism in Eukaryota, Fungi, Ascomycota, Leotiomycetes, Helotiales, Ploettnerulaceae. Gene Ontology annotation, molecular function: chromatin binding; protein binding. Gene Ontology annotation, cellular component: cohesin complex; synaptonemal complex. The transcript has 2 exons.